AUGAACACCACUAAAGAUAAUGGUAUAUGUAUUGAAUGCAACAAACCAAAUAUAUCUUACCAUUGGGACAGAUUUGAUAAGAAAAGAGUAGCGAUAAAAACUUUGUGGGAUUCAGAAAAGCUUGAUGAAGAAUUUUUUCAGGAAAUGGAUGCUCACCAUAAAUUGGCAGAAGAUGCUUACGUUACGAAAUGUUAUGGAAUCACAAAAAACCCCGAAACGAAUAAAUUUGGAAUUGGUUUAACUUGGGUAGAUACCAACCACGCUCAGAUUUGCGAUCUAGGAUUGUGCAGACCGGCUAACAAAAAGGAGAAAAACGAUAAAAAGGGGGUUAUGCCAUACCUUGCACCGGAAGUACUGAAAGGAGAAGGAUAUACACAAGAGGCAGAUGUGUACGCAUUUGGUGUUCUUUUGUGUGAAAUAGCAUCAGGAAAAUGUCCGUUUGGUAAUACUUCACACGACUUUAGUCUUAUGGAGAAAGUAAUACAAGGUCAGAGACCAGAGCUUCCGGAAAACAUACCAGAAUUUAUUAAAGAAGUAAUUAAGGAUUGUUGGAAGUCAGAUCCUCACGCACGGCCAAAAGCAGAUCAGCUGCAUACUACUUUGUAUAAAUGUUGGUUGGAUUUUUAUGAAAAAAAACAAACCCGAAUAACCAUAGAAUGUGAGAAAUCUGAUAAAGCUUUAUCGGAUUAUGAGGAUUCUGAUUUAACAAAUACGUACAGUCGGGUCAAACUUUGUAAUCUCCAGACCUUAACUGGAGAUAAAGAUACUUAA
Molecule: messenger RNA, 771 nt
Organism: Acaulospora morrowiae
Lineage: Eukaryota; Fungi; Glomeromycota; Glomeromycetes; Diversisporales; Acaulosporaceae
Source: the annotation of a GenBank genome assembly